GUUCUUCCAACCACUGCAGGAAACACAAAUCGAGUCACGUCGUUGCUUGGCGAAGCAUGUUCCUCGAGAGCAUUGCGGCGAAUUUGGUCAACAAAUUCUGUCGUCGAUUCGUAAAAGACUUCAAAAAGGAGAACUUGUCAUUCAGUUUAUCGGGCGAAGUCGUGUUGACCCAAUUCGAACUCAACACGGACGAGAUCAAGCAGCUACAGUUGCCAGUGGAACUCAAGAGCUUUUGCGUCGGCAAACUACGCCUGCGCGUGCCGCUGGCGCACCUCACGACCCAGUCGGCCGAGAUCGAGUUGAUCGAUGUCAGUGUAUUGUUGGGCACUCCCCGGGAGCCAAAGUGGGACCUCGACUCGUUGUACGUGGCGGAGCAGUCUAAGAUCUUCCUCAUGACAUUACUCUUGGAUCACUUCGCCGCCGACUCUACUACCCCCUCGACCCCAUCGUCUUCGUCUGUCCACCAUACUAACAACCAACCCCCUCGAGGAGGCGCCAUCCCCCAAGGGGGCCCUUUGACUCCGUCCCUUGUCGCGCUGAUUCAAAACAGCCAUAUCAUCAUUGAACGCAUCCACGUUCGAUUUGAAGACGGACUGACCAGUGACCACGUGGUCGACGUAGACUCUGCCACGUCAUCAUCGUCGUCAUAUGCUCUGGGCGUGACCUUGGCCAGCCUCGUCGUGCCUCCAUCCACGCCAUCGACUUCCACUUUCGCCCACGACAAAAAGCUGUCGCUGACUCAAUUGAGCAUCUAUUUGAAAUCCGACGAUCGCUUUGAAGACAUGUCGCCCGACGAGAGGGCGAUAGCGUUUCGCGCGCCGUUUGAACGGGACGGCACCAAGACGUCGCCCCUUGGAACUAUUAGUACUACUAGUGCGUCUACUACAAGCCCCUCCAAGCACCCCCCUCCCUUGGCGGUGUUGGAACCACUGUCGUUGGACGUGCGAGUCCAAAUGAAUUUGGUGCCAGUCAUCCAACUCGCCGUCCAGAUGCAUGUACCGCUAGUGCAUGUGAACAUGGCGCCAUCGCAUUACCAGUACCUGGAUGCGUUUCUUACCCAUGUGGAUCGGUUUGAUCGAUUCAGCCUCUACCGCCGAUUCCGCCCUGUCCAAUCCACCCCCCUCUUGACGGGGGAAGCCAAGCGAGCAACCAACUGGAAGGACUGGUGGCGCUAUGCCAUUGUGGCCGUGAUGAUGGAUUUGAACGACCCCGUGCGCCGCAAGCCCACAUGGCGGUCGACGCUCAACCUCGUGCUCGUGGGGCUCCAGUACACAGCCCUACGCCGCCAAAUCACGCCGUUUUUGAUCCGGCAAACCACGGGCACUGCAGACCACCACUUUUUGCAGUACCGCGAAGACUUCAAAGGCAACGACAGCGACGCGCGGGCUCCGUUUGAUCGAUCUCUGACGUUGGCGUCAGAACCUGUGCCAAAGCACGUCACACAUUUUGGCGAUGGCAUCUUUGCGGGCGUGUACGGGUUGUAUCGUUGCUUUCCCCGGCAUACCCCUGGAUCGAAACCCAUCGACACGGCUGAAAGCAUUGCUCUGCGUCCUACAGAACCAGUGCACCAACCCAAAGAAGACAAUGCAAGCGCGGCGGCACAGGCCAAGAAAUUGUGGCAUCGGCAGCUGUGCAUCGACGCCAGCUUCCGCCCGAUAAUUGUGGCCAAGCUGCGCGCGCUGGCGGUGCGGCAACUCGCCCUCCAGGACCACAAGACGGUGGUCACAACCAAGCUGCACAACGCGAUCAAAGGCAGGUUGACGCUGACUGUUGUGGGAGUUUAUGGCAUUCCAAAGCCCAUGGUCCUGUUUUGCAAAGUCAAGGUGGGCCACAAGGGCACGCCGUACACGGGCGACUUGGUGCACUGCGAGCGCUCGUCGUCAGACUCUAAUUUCGACGCAUUAGUUGCCCAGUCGUUCGAGUUCAAGGUCCAAGGCACCCCGAACGAAGACAUUUUGCACCUGAAUUUGUUUGAUCGGUGGCCCAUGUUCAACCAAUUCGUGGGCAAACUUCGCCUUCCGUUGCCGGCGCUGACACGUAAAAGUUACACCGAUCAAAUGGUGGCCGUGGAAGCUGCCGACAACAAGGCCCAUCAUCGCAUGCAACUGCAUGUGCUCAGCGUGUUUGUGCCCGACGAGGCAUCGUCUCCGAAACCCAAAGUUGGUAUUGCUACAACGAGUACAACGACGUCACCAACGGCCAUCGACGAGCAUACCGCCGCAACAUUUGCCAACUCUACAGCCAUGAUGCAAGCCCUGUACCCGGCUUUGUUUGCGUGCAAACCCCAUUCGAUGCAGUCAUGGUACUCCAACAAAGCAAAACCAAGCGUGCAAUCUCUGACAAUUGACGCCACUCUGGCCAAAUUAUACGUGGCGUUUGUCUUUCCUUCUGCGACCAACACAUCACGUUAUGCCUCUUCUGCCGUCCUUCCCAUGGACCUUGCUUUGGAUGACGUGGCACCCCCUUCUUCUGCCUCCGAAGACCAACUCGUGGUCCACUUGCAAGCAGUUCAGUACCGCCUCAAUCUGGUGGUGCCUGCGCACUUGAAGCAUGCGCUUGUGCUCGGGCGAUUCGACAUGCACCUCGAAACAACAACUUGCCGGCAAUCGUCCUCGUCGGCUGCCACCGACGAAGUACAUCACCCCCCUGCUCUUCGUUGCACCAAGACGCCGUUCUUUCAAGCCCCCCGUCGUAUUCCCACCCAAAAACCUCAAGACCAUGAUGAACAAUCGUUGCCCCCGUUCGCGUCCUUUGACCAAGUGAUCGACUCCAAUCAGCCAGUCCAGUCCAAACUCGUCACCCAGGACAUCCAGGUGACAGUGGACGUCCCAGUUGUCCUGCGGAAUAUGAGGUUUGUGCUCGACAAGGUGCCGGAACGCACGGUGCUGUCGUCGCUGCUUGCCGCACCCGUGAUUCAAGCUAUGAUGAAGCACAUUCGUGGACGAGAGCGAAGUGGGGGGCAAAGCGAAGACUGUCCCCCCGUAGAUUCGAUGGCCGCGGGUGUUGCUCCCCCAGCCAAAGGUAUUAGUAGGACUAGUGGGAAUAGUAGUACUACUAGUACGAUCCCCCCAACCGAAAACACGUCCGCCACCGGACCCACGAGCCCCCGGUUCCUCGGGUCGUGGAAAUGGACGUCGCAGCGACCGGAAGCAGUCCCCUCGAUGGUGUCUGGCCGCACCGCUACCGCCGGAGCGUUGCCCAACAUUGUAGGAAAACAACUCACCAAAGAUCGCAGCGGGGAAUUCCAUGCACAUAUUGAGUUGGGUGCCGUGUACAUUGCCGUAGCCGGCGCUGCAUCGUCCCCCCCGCAACACGACAACAACGAAGACGAAAGCAACAGCCAAACUUCCAACCCUCCGAAUUACUCACCAUUGAACGUGCUGGAGGCGGUCAUCCCAAGUUCGAGUCUGCACGUGGUGGGGGGCAAAGGGCUUCCCAUCGAAGUCAAGUCAGGGACGUCCGCCACAGUCUUUACGACAGAGCACGAUAUGUCGUGGGUACUGGCGCAGCUGGCUCGCAUCCGUCGUGUGGCCAAGCGGCAGCUCACCGUCGACGCGCGGCCGUUUUACGACAACCCGACUGUGACUAGUCGGGGUAAAAUCGACCGAUUCGAGAAUGAAAUCCACGCAUUGGAGCGACAACUCGCCCACUUCCGCAUGCUCAUUCGUCAAGUGGUCGCCGCGCCCCAGACGUACGGCAUCAACUCGGUCGACUGCGACUCGCUGCGCCUCAUGGUGCGAGAUAUGCAGCCCAAGGUGAUUGAUACAACUCCUACCACGAUCUCCAAUGUCCAAUUCGAUGUGGUCCGGAUGUUGUUAAAGCAAGGGAUGACAGUACUCAAGCAUAACGUCCGCAAAGGUGACCCGUCGUGGCGAGUGUUGUGGCUGCUCCCCCCUCCCGAUAAGAACACCCCCACCACCACGGAAUAUCCAAGUAAAUUGAACCGACCACCAGCAGCGCUUUGUUUGGCCAAGCCCCAGGACCGUAAAACCCCCAAAGUGCUCCCGCUAUCGUCGAUUGCAAACGUUGUGACGAACGUGAUGACCCCAGCGUUGACGCGCACGGGCCAUCCCCAGGCGUUGGAUACGUACUUGGUGCUGCAAGUGGUGGACGAACUCAAACCGAUCAGCCUCGAGUUUGCCAGCAACGACAUUCGCGAUCAAGUGGCAGUGACCUUGGCACGACUCUUGGCGGGACUCGAGUAGUAGUACUAGUAUACGUAUAGUACUAGUAGUACUCACCACGGCAGACACACGAUCGUCCAUGGAAUACAUGUGAAUUCAAAUGUACUGACUGUGA
This is a messenger RNA of Aphanomyces astaci, 4299 nucleotides long. RefSeq lists its product as hypothetical. Lineage: Eukaryota; Oomycota; Saprolegniomycetes; Saprolegniales; Verrucalvaceae. The record is from RefSeq and is a predicted model, not a curated record. The transcript has 14 exons. Bases 57 to 4205 code for a protein of 1382 amino acids.